GAACUUUGCACAGUCUUUCCGCCUUAGGAAUUGCAGCAGCUCGGCUGGCUUGUUUAUCGGUACGUCAGCGAUCUCCGAUCUUUUCUUCCUUCUUCCCAAAAGAUGUCAUUUGGCUGUUGGCUUCACCAAACCUUCCGUGUUGAUAAAGAUUGAUGAGCUCAAACCAUAGUUAGUUGUGGGUAGUCAUGAGACCACUCUGUAGGAGAUGCAAUGCAUAUGCAAUCGUUGGUGGAAACAGAAUCAACGCGAUAGUCGCUGUUUGGUUCCUUGUUGAGGCUCUCAAUGUCGCAAAUGCAUUUCACACGUUCUCAGCUACAGCGCGACCUCCCCUCCGAUCGCGGAAUCAUCAGCUUUGGGUUGUCAAAGCUUCUUUGGAACCUGACAAGACUUCAUCAGCUUCACGGUGGCUAGCCGAAUUUUCAUCAAGCUUAAUUGAAGAGGCUGACAAUAUUUUAAAGGUGGAUGCAUCGCCACAAGACGUUUCUACCAAAGACGAUUCCACCCAGUGGGGCUUUCAUGGCCAGGAGGAAACAUCCCGUCGGCUAUUCCUUGCGGCGGCUGCCUUUGGUUUAGGGGCAUCCCUCGAUAUCCCAUCGGCUUCAGCGGAAACUCUGGGCAAACUGAAGUGGGAGGCUACCCCUGUGAACAAGCGAACUGGAGUUACUGUGUUCGAUGCUGAAAAGGAUGGCUACAACUUGGCAUUUGUCACUUAUCUAUCAAGAUUUCUCCUGUGCUUUGAUGAAGACUGCCAACGAUGGUGGUACUCCAAGGCAGCUGAUAUACCAAGAUUAGCGAAAGCUCAGCAGAUCGAAUCCAUCCGAUUCCAACAAUUUGCAGCCUUCUCAGCUUCUGUCGAGGUUGGACUCCAAUUCUAUGGAGGUGGAACAGAAGGACCCAAGAAACUUUUGCGGAGUUUGAUUAAGAGAUACUGCCCAGAUAUGGAGACCAUUCGAGCGGAUCGGGAGUUGGAAGGAGCCCCGCCCUUGGGACCCAGUGCUGAAGCACAGAAAGAGCGAGAAACCAAAGAAGCUCGGCGGCAACUCACAAUUCUGUUUGGUCUCAUGGAGAAGAACCAGCCAGUCGACGCUAUUACAGCUCUGCUUGCAGCCAUAGACAAUGGCUCCGUCUCGUCUAUUGAUAUUGUCGAUCCUGGCGCUGGGUAUGCUCCCGGGUAUGGCGCGCCUUUUGUGCAAUUUCCUCCGCCUGAUGCUGGUCCCGACUACGAAACUGCCUUGGGGAGAGCCGAGCUGGUGCCCAAUGGAAGGAUCCUGAGGUUGGAUGUUGUCAACCGUGGAUUCGGGUACACCAAGCCCCCUAAAGUGACAAUUUUGCCUCCACAGGGAAUGCAGGAUGGCGCCACGAACGGUACAACAUUCAAGGCUGCCGAGGGACGAGCAGUUAUCUUCAAACUAGGUCCGAACAAGGGCCGGAUUGAUAGGAUCGUGCUAACAGACCCAGGUGAAGGCUAUUCCGAGAACGAAAUCAUCAAGGUGAAGCUGUCAUCGCCUGAAAUGCGUCCUUACGAAGGAGGGAUGACAGCCACGGCGACAGGAGUGCUAGAGUAUUGUAUCGGAGGCAUCAACUUAGUCAGUGGUGGCUCGGGUUAUGCCGUCGAAAAGCCAAUCCAGGUCUAUAUUGAGCCACCUCCACUUACAGCUCGUGUGAACAUGAACGACCCACUCACAGCACGAAUGAUUCCAAUGGAUCAGAUCUUACCUGCAACAACUAUUCCGUCCAAAGAAAUGAAACGAAAAAUGCCAGACAUUAGUGACCCUUCUUCUGCGACGGCUGUCAUCCAAAGAUUGGCGUUGAACGACGGCCAAGGCGGAGGAGGUGGAUGUGUGGGCCGUGCUUGCUAUGAUAGAGGUGUCGAGGUGGUUGCUUUCGCUAGCAAACCUCGGAACACAGAUUUGGGAAGGAAGGACAAAAUGGACCCAAGUAUCCUUGAAGUCAACAACAACGCUGACGGUGGCGGCGGUGAUCUGAUCAGUGGAUCCACCAGUGGACCAGGGAACUUUCCACUGCUUCCAAAGCUUGGCUCCGUUUCGUCGUCGACUCAGUUGCUUUCCUUGCUGCCCGAAGGGAUCGGAUUGCAGUUCGAUAGGGACGCAAAGAGGUACAUCGUGCGAGCCACACCAGAGGUUCUCGAUAAACUACCAGCUGGAUUGUUUGAUGGAUCGGCAAAUAAGCCAUUGGAUCCUGAGUUUGGACCUCGCGGGCGUUCCCCCAUCGAGCGGGAAAGAAAAUUGGGAAUUGACACCUAUUUGAGGUUUGUGGCGUCAGGUGCAAUCUGCUGUUCUGCGGUUCAUUUGGCUUUAACGCCCAUCGACGUCGUGAAGACGAAAGUGCAGACAAACCCAGCUGAAUACCCCGGUGUGAUCACGGCCUUCCAGAAGGUCCUGAAAUCUGGAGGGGCUGGGUCCUUUUUUGUUGGUUGGGCCCCCACCUUUGUUGGCUUCUUCAUUUGGGGCGGAGUUUCGUAUGCUUCGACUGAAUACUUACGACGACUGUUCACUUCGCUUGCGGGCGUCGAAGCUGCCAGCUUUGAAGUGCCAAUUAUUCUCUGUGCAGCAGCAAUAUCAUCGACAAUUGGCUCGUAUAUACUCUGCCCGUUUGAAGCUGUUCGAAUCCGCUCUGUUGCUCUAUCAGGAUCAGGAGGAAAAGCAAAGAAGAGCCCACUAGAGAUUUUGAAUAUAAUGAUAGCGGACGAAGGGCUUGAGUCUCUCUUUUCUGCGAUUCCUGCCUUCUUGGCCAAAGAACUACCAUUCAACAUGGCCAAAUUCACCAUUUUCGAUCUAUCCACUGCCGCCAUGUACGAUGCUUUCCCGGUUGCCCGUGAGGAUUUACAGUUGUCGUUGCUAGUCAGUCUAGCCGGGGGGACACUUGGUGGCGUCGUCGCAGCCAUAGUGUCGAAUCCCGCAGAUGCCACGAUAACUGAGAUGAAAAAGGCAAAGAGCAAACGGAGCCCAAUUGAUACGGCUCGUGCACUGCUGGAUGAAGGAGGCCCGCCGAGGCUUUUUGCUGGAGUGUCCCUCCGUAUUGUUUUCUAUAGUCUGAUCGUAUCAUUGCAGUUCUUGGUGUACGACAGCGUCCGCUUCGCCCUUGGUAUAGGUGCCGACGAUCUCAAGCUAUAUUUGGAUGUAUUAGGCGGAGCACUCAGUGAAACUGGUGGUCCAGUCUGAGCAAUCGCUCUCUUUCAUGGACAUAGAUUUGGCUGCAAGCUAAUGUACAAAAUAGACUAAAUCCUAGGAUGCGGCUGCACAUUGCACAA
Seminavis robusta is the source of this 3271-nucleotide messenger RNA. NCBI's taxonomy places the organism in Eukaryota, Bacillariophyta, Bacillariophyceae, Naviculales, Naviculaceae. The record is from the annotation of a GenBank genome assembly.